GCCAGGUUGGAGCUCGUCUCAGCCUUCCAUUCCAGCGAUUGCUGCUGCUCCUCAAGGCUGACGACGACUCAACGCCUCCUCCUUCUUGGCGAUCUUGACCCCUCGAUCAACAUCGGCCUGCCUUGUCGAAGCUGUUGUGCAGCUCGCUCCUUCCCUAGAAAUAAAAGCGAUGCGAAACAUCUCCUUGGAUUGAUUGCCAAUCUCAACCUAUUCACGAGCUCCCCGACCCGAAAUUCCUCAUUGGCAGCCCCGGAGCUCCAUAGCUGCCCAACAUGGCGGCUAUCCGCAGCCUCGACCACACGAAAUCCGAGGCCGAGCUUGCCAUCAACAUCAAGAAAGCCACGAGCGCCGAAGAGACGGCCCCAAAACGCAAGCAUGUCCGAAGUUGUAUCGUAUACACUUGGGACCACAAGUCCUCCCAGCCCUUCUGGGCCGGUAUGAAAGUCCAACCUAUCCUGGCCGACGAGGUUCAGACUUUCAAGGCCCUAAUUACGAUCCACAAGGUCUUGCAGGAAGGCCACCCGGUUACUCUCAGAGAAGCAAUGGCGAAUCGUGCCUGGGUUGACAGCCUCAAUCGUGGUAUGGCCGGCGAAGGCAUGCGUGGCUACGGUCCGUUGAUAAAAGAAUACGUUUACUACCUGCUCGCCAAGCUCGCCUUCCACCAACAGCACCCCGAGUUCAAUGGCACGUUUGAGUACGAGGAAUACAUCAGCCUCAAAGCUAUCAAUGAUCCAAAUGAAGGUUACGAGACUAUCACCGACCUGAUGACUCUACAGGACAAGAUUGACCAGUUCCAAAAACUCAUCUUCUCCCACUUCCGCAAUGUCGGGAAUAAUGAAUGCAGAAUAUCUGCUCUGGUUCCACUUGUCACCGAGAGCUAUGGCAUUUAUAAGUUUAUUACCAGCAUGUUGCGAGCGAUGCACUCAACGACGGGUGAUAACGAUGCCCUCGAGCCGCUGCGACAGCGAUACGAUGCUCAGCACUAUCGUCUUGUGAAAUUUUACUACGAAUGCUCCAAUCUGCGAUAUCUUACGAGCCUCAUCACGAUCCCCAAAUUGCCACAGGAUGCACCGAACUUACUGGCUGAUGAGGACGCGGCACCGGCCCUGCCGGCCAGGCCGAAGCAGGAAAUAGAACGCCAGCCGACUCCUCCGCGGGAACCGAAGACAGACGAACCUGACGAGAUCUCCGAGUUCUGGAAGGGCGAGCUGGAGCGGCAAAAUCGAGAGUACGAGGAACAGCAACGCGUGCUGGAAGCGCAGCAGCAGCAGCAACUGUACUCUCAGCAGCAGGCCCAGCAGCAGGCCCAGCGUGACUUCGAGGAGCAACAGCGGCGGCUGAUGGAAGAGCAACAGCGGGCUCAAGAAGCCCUGGUGGCCCAGCAGGCCCAGUGGCAGACUCAGGGAAGGCUCGCCGAGCUCGAACAAGAGAACCUGAAUGCCCGUGCCCAGUAUGAGCGCGAUCAGUUGAUGUUGCAGCAGUACGACCAACGAGUGAAGGCUCUUGAAGGCGAGCUACAGCAUCUCCAGAAUAACUACGGCCAGCAGAUCUCCAGCAAGGACGACCAAAUUCGGGCUCUCCAGGAGCAGGUCAAUACGUGGAGAACCAAGUACGAGGCACUCGCCAAGCUGUACUCACAACUCCGCCACGAGCACCUGGAUCUCCUCCAGAAGUUCAAGAACGUCCAGCUGAAGGCCGCCUCCGCGCAGGAGGCAAUAGACAGGCGAGAGAAGCUGGAGCGUGAGAUUAAGACCAAGAACCUCGAGCUCGCAGACAUGAUCCGAGAAAGGGACAGGGCACUGCACGAUAAGGAUCGUCUGACUGGCAGCAACAAAGACGAGGUUGAGAAGCUCAAGCGCGAGCUGCGGAUGGCUCUUGAUCGCGCGGACAACCUGGAACGGAGCAAGGGCAACGAACUCUCCACGAUGCUGUCCAAGUACAACCGUGAGAUGGCUGAUCUGGAGGAGGCGCUGCGUACCAAGUCUCGAGCUCUGGAUGAUGCCCAAUCCAGGCUAAGGGACGGUAGUUCGGAUCUCGAACAGCUGCUCCGCGACAAGGAAGAAGAACUCGAGGUCUACAAGGCCGGCAUGGACCAGACACUGAUCGAGCUCAACGAGCUGAAGCUGAACCAGGGCGAUACUGACCACGCUCUGGAUGGGCAGAUUGAUACCCUGAUCCUCGCCAACCUGGAGAAGAUCAACGACAUCAUCGACUCGGUUCUGCAGUCGGGCGUCAAGCGAGUUGACGAUGCGAUAUACGAGCUUGAUUCUACCAUGCAAGCUGGAAACCAGAAUGCCUCGCCGUCGUACGUGCUGUCACACAUCGAGAAGGCAUCUUCCAGCGCAAUGGAGUUCGCCACGUCGUUCAACAACUUCAUCGCAGAUGGGCCGAACAGCACGCAUGCCGAGCUGAUCAAGAACAUCAAUGUCUUUGCCGGGUCCAUCGCCGACGUCUGCAGUAACACGAAGGGGCUCGUUCGGCUGGCUACCGACGAGAAGAAGAGCGACGCCCUGAUCUCGGGUGCCCGCCAAUCGGCUCAGUCAACGGUCAAGUUCUUCCGAGGGCUCCAAAGCUUCCGCUUGGAGGGCAUGGACCCGAUCCAGAAGACCGACGUCGUCAUCAACAGCAACAAUGAUGCGCAGAUGAAUCUCCAGAAGUUGAAUAAGCUUGUGGAGGCGUUCGCACCCGGCUUUGGUAAGUUGGGCAAGAAGGGAGACCUGGGAGAGAUCGUCGACCAGGAGUUGAGCAAGGCCGCCGACGCAAUCGCGGCGGCCGCGGCUCGUCUCGCGAAGCUCAGGAACAAACCCCGUGACGGCUACUCGACCUACGAGCUUAAGGUUCACGACUCGAUCCUCGAUGCGGCUCUGGCCAUCACCACGGCCAUCGCGCAGCUCCUCAAGGCAGCCACAAUCACGCAGCAGGAGAUCGUCCAGGCCGGUCGCGGGUCGUCGUCGCGCACAGCUUUCUAUAAGAAGAACAACAGAUGGACAGAGGGACUCAUCUCGGCGGCCAAGGCGGUGGCCUCGUCCACCAACACGCUCAUCGAGACGGCCGACGGGGUGCUGUCGAACCGCAACAGCCCGGAGCAGCUGAUCGUGGCGUCCAACGACGUGGCGGCCUCGACGGCACAGCUCGUCGCCGCCAGCCGCGUCAAGGCCGGCUUCAUGAGCAAGAGCCAGGAGAACCUAGAGCAGGCGAGCAAGGCCGUCGGCGCGGCGUGCCGGUCCCUCGUCCGCCAGGUCCAGAGCAUGAUCAAGGACCGCAACGCCGAGGACGAGCAGGUCGACUACUCCAAGCUCGGGGCGCACGAGUUCAAGGUGCGCGAGAUGGAACAGCAGGUCGAGAUCUUGCAGCUGGAGAACUCCCUCAGUGCGGCGCGUCAUCGCCUGGGCGAGAUGCGCAAGAUUUCUUACCAGGAGGAGUAGAGAGUGUGCAGAUAGUAUCAGAGGGGGGCAGUUUUUAUAACUGGGGGUUGAGAGAAAUAACGGAAUCCCACCUUUGUUCCCCCCGACCCCAAUGGGGCGGGCGUGCCUCGAGACAGCCGCGGCUUGAGGGGGUGCGCUUUACACCUUUUUUUUACCUUGCUUUCGAGACCAUCUUUGUACCUACCUUUCGCAUGUCGACAGCACAAUUCCAUCCCCGUAAUUAUUCCUCCAUCCGUCUCUUCACGUGUGUUUUUCGAGUGGCAUAUUUUGGCGUUUGUUUCUUGUGCCCGUGUCGCGGCGGUGCCAAGAUUGACGGCGGCCCAGCGAGCCCCCUAGCGGGAGCGGUGACGUGGGACGCUAGACGCCGCGACAGUCUGCGAGGGG
This is a messenger RNA of Phialemonium atrogriseum, 3809 nucleotides long. Its product is annotated as sla2 Src like adaptor 2. Gene Ontology annotation, biological process: clathrin coat assembly; endocytosis; actin filament organization. Gene Ontology annotation, cellular component: clathrin-coated vesicle; actin cortical patch. Bases 273 to 3425 code for a protein of 1050 amino acids. Gene Ontology annotation, molecular function: phosphatidylinositol-3,5-bisphosphate binding; clathrin-cargo adaptor activity; phosphatidylinositol-3,4-bisphosphate binding. NCBI's taxonomy places the organism in Eukaryota, Fungi, Ascomycota, Sordariomycetes, Cephalothecales, Cephalothecaceae. The record is from RefSeq and is a predicted model, not a curated record. The transcript is spliced from 5 exons.